CUCUAUGAUCGAUUAUGCUGCCAGUGCUAAAAGUGUAAGCGCGCGCCUACCGCUCCAAAAUCUGUCAGCAAAGUGCAAGCUCGGAUCAUUACGCCCUUUGAGGUCAAGUAUGCUGCUGUGUGCACCCAGCUCUAUUAUAUCUCAUCUCGCUAAGCUACUUACUUGACCAUCAUGGAACUCAUCAAUAAGGCAUUCGACAUGGUGUCCUCCUCGUGGAGUAGCAACCCAGUUCCUCGAUCAACAACCGAAAUCACUGCAGGAGUGGAAGAACGCCGGCCACCCGUCAUUUCUGGCCCAACACCUCCAUACGAACCCUGGACCCGUACCUCGAUUGGAGAUGAGUUUAUCGGCAUUCGCGGCUGGCCAUCUCGAGGAGGAGUGAUUGCUCUUGACGACGCUACUGUCGUUGAUUUCGAAUUCUUGGACAUGAAUGCACUGGAUCCGCCUCUCAGGCGCGAUACAAAUCAAACGAGGGAGGACGAGUUCUGCCAACAACUCCUGCUUCUUGGAGCAAAGUGGUAUGACAGCGAGGAACGCUACAGAUAUGUGGGUCAAGUCAAAUUUGCGGUUGAGAACGGGCUUGGGAAACGUGAGAAUGGAGAAGGCUUAUCUCCGCCGACAGAAAGGGAAAGUCGUUGGAUAUGUGUAGGCUGGCCCAGCACUGGGGGGUUGUGGGUGGCCGAGUUCGAGAUGGUAUGGGGCUUUGAAGGCGAUGAUGAAAAUUUGCCACCGAGUGAACUAGCGCUUGCUAGGGUCCGCCUGGCAAGAACGAUGGAUGAGAGAUGUUUUCUGCUCAAGACUCUCUAUGGCGCGACCUUCUAUCAAAAGCUUGAGGAUUACAAGGGGCAGGGCUUCUUGAGGGCCUGGGAAUGGAAGCGAGGGGGAGAGGUGGGCGAUCUUUUAAUGCCGAAAGAGACAAGGGAACGCUGGUUCGAAUCCAAGGGAUCGAGACGCCGUCGUGAGGAGAAGCUUGAUGUUUAAACAGUGCUGCCCAAGCGUGCACCGCACGCGGCAAGACUGGUAGUAUGGCAGCGUGUUAUGACCAAUCACAAUAAAGCGGCGC
Messenger RNA from Cercospora beticola, 1063 nucleotides. RefSeq lists its product as uncharacterized. The record is from RefSeq and is a predicted model, not a curated record. NCBI's taxonomy places the organism in Eukaryota, Fungi, Ascomycota, Dothideomycetes, Mycosphaerellales, Mycosphaerellaceae.